UUCACGCACUGAUUCUGCUGGGGUUCUAGGUGUCCCAGGCUGAACUGGACACUUGUUAACUUGGAACCCAUGGUGGUGGCAAGGGUGUGAGGUGUGCGGCAGAGCUGAUAAGUUGGAGAGAGUGACUGUAUUCACAAUGAAAUUGGUUCUAAGAACUGUUUGAAUUGCUGAAAUUGAGUGUAUCAGCAUGUGCUUUUUAUAGCAAGGUUGAGGCCUUUUUAUCAGUGUUGUACUGUCUUCAGAGUCUUAAUGUUUUCCAACCCCUUUCAGGUAUGUGCUUGUGAGCAGGGCUUUGAGCUGAGCAGCAGUGGCCGAAUCUGCGAGGACGUAGAUGAGUGCCAGAAGUCGGGUGGUUGGUCGUGCAGUCAGACCUGUGUCAAUACCGAGGGCUCCUACAGCUGUACCUGUCGUCCUGGCUACUCGCUGGAGCCUGACGGCCACACCUGUAAAGCAGCAGGUACUGAACCAAUCCUGCUUGUGGCAGUACAGUUUAACCUGCUCCUCUAUGGACUGAGGAGCUUGAAAGAAGAUAUUCUGGCAGCUACAGACAAGAAUCUGAUUAUUUUCUCUAUUGACUAUGACUUAGUGGAGCAGAAAGUCUUCUGGACAGAUCUUGGUGCGGAAAGUAUUAAGUGGAUCAGCAUGGACACAAAGAAGAAAGGGACUGUAGUGAAAGGGAUAAAGUCAGACUGUAUAGUGGUUGACUGGAUUGGAAGGAAUCUCUACUGGGUGGAUGGGAUAGCUGGCCGGAUUUUGGCAAUUCAGUUGACUGCUGUUUGGAGAGGAAAAUCUGAGCACACGGUUGUCCUAGAUGAUGACUUGAAUCAACCACGGUCUUUGGCUUUAGAUCCCCUAAAUGGGUUAAUGUACUGGUCUGAAAUUGGAGGAGAACCUCAAAUAGAACAAGCCGGAAUGGAUGGCAGCAGCAGAAAAAUACUCAUCAAUCAAGGUCUUGGCUGGCCAACUAGCAUAGCUCUUGACCAGUUGAGUUGGAAGAUAUUCUGGGCUGAUGACAAAUUUCACUGUAUUGGCUCUGCCAAUCUAGAUGGUACUGGUAUUAGCAUGUUGCAGCUAACACAAAUCAAGAGCCCCUUUUCAGUCGCUGUGUUUGAAGAUGAAGUCUUCUGGUCUGAAAUGAAGACAAGAACAGUACAGCGCAUGAAGAAGACGACAGGCAAGAACAGGGCUGUCCUCAUCAAGCGUUUUGAACAGCCUUAUGGACUCAAGAUAAUACACGAUGUGCUACAGCCCAGGUCUUCUAAUCCUUGUCUGGACACUGGAUGUUCUCAUCUGUGCCUUCUGAGCCCACGAUCCAAGGGGAGCUGUCAUUGCCCAGUUGGACUUCUGCUUGCAGAUGAUGGCAUCAACUGUCUUCCACUCGAGGAGUCUGCAUUUCUCUUCCUUGUGUUGCCCACAGUUAUCAUACAGAUUUAUCUGAAAAAUCUAGAAGCUACACUAGGACAAGCAACUUUACCAGUACAUAGGAUACUUCCCUUUACCAAUGUGAACCAGCUUGCCUCAAUGGACUACCUUGUCCAGGAAAAGGCUCUCUACCUUUCAGAGUUGAAUAAUGGUGAUAUCAGACUACUGAGGCUCAAAGAAUCUGGAAAGCUCUCUUGGAGGAAAAUCAUAUCUGUGGAAGGGACAGUGAUCGACCUUGCUGUGGACUGGUUGAGUGGAAACAUAUAUUGGAUUGACAGUGAGAAUCCUCACAUCAAUGUAGCUUCCCCAAAAGGCCAGUACUCCACUGGCCUGUUCAGCGAAAAUCUUUACGGCCCAACCUCUGUUGUGCUCCACCCGCCUGCCGCGAUCAUGUGCUUUGUGGACCGGGGUUCCCAGGAUGACGGUAAGCGUGGCUCCAGCAUUGAAUGUGCCUCCAUGGAUGGCAGCAGGAGGAAGGUGCUGUGGCAGAAAUCCCAGGUCCCUGUGGGCCUGACCUUUUCGGAUUCAGGGACCCGAGUGUACUGGGCUGAUACUGGGAGAGGACUCAUAGAAAGUAUUCAACAAGAUGGCUCUAGAUACAGAGUAGACCGCAGAGGCAUUCAGGGCCUUAACCUCUUUACGUAUGGCCAAAGCAUGAUGUUCUGGACAACAAUUGAUGAUGACCAAAUCACUAAAGUUUGGUACAGCAAGGCAGAACUUUCAGAAAACUGGUGUUUCCAGGUAGACCAGAAGAUUGUGGAUUUAAAAGUGUAUAGUACACUUAAUCAACAGGGUAGUCACAGCUGCUCAAAAGACAAUGGAGGAUGUAGCCAUAUUUGUUUACCAAACCCUGAAGGACGGACUUGUAAAUGUCCUGGUGGAUACUACUUGGCUGACACAAACAAAUGUCUUGAAGCUGCCCGAUGCUCUGCGCCAUUACAGUCCUGUAAGGAUGGUCAGAAAUGCAUUCCCAUGGAGCAAGUGUGUGAUGGUCGUGCAGACUGUCUGGAUGGAUCUGACGAAAUGGGCUGUACCUAUCCAGAUAAAACCCAUUCAACACCAACACCUGAAAAGCCAGAGGCUGGAAAAAUGUUGACUCCAAAAGCUGCUCAACCUCUCCAGGCCACCAAGUCCACCGAGGCUAGCUAUCUGGAUCCAGAAGGGAUGAAUUAUCCUGUCAGGAAAACACUGAUCCCUCCGAUUCCUGCUAGAGAAAGCAAGACCUCAGAAACCAAGGAAAGAGGGGAGUCUGUUCAGCCCCAGGACUCACAGAGGGCAAAACAUCUGCCCUGUAGCAGCGAUUUCUGUAAUGGGAGGGGAAUCUGUACAAUGGAAGGAGAGCUGAGAAAAUGCAGCUGUCUGAUGGAAUAUGGUGGAGAGUUCUGUGAAGAGGCAGUGCAUGGACCUUCUCCUGGCUACAUCGCCCUCAGCUUAAUUAUUGCUUUAUCAGUUGUUCUGGCAGCUCUGGCAGCAUAUGUAUAUUUCAGAAGAGAACAUGAAUUAAAAAGGUGAGCAGCUAUUAACGUCCUCAUGGGAGAGUUUUAUUCCAAAGUUGGCUUAUAAAAUAAGAUUAAAAUAAGAUUAAUGGGGUUGGAGGUCUGAGUCCACUCUAGAAAUUUGUCCUCUGAGGAAGGAUUUAGGUGAUGAAGCAGCCUCACCUGUUAGAUGACCUGGAAAAAUAAUAAUUGGAACCAUCUCUUUGAGUGAGACCUGGGGCAAACAAUAUUAUUGUAAGGGGCAGGUAAAAUCUGCCUCAACGGUAGUCAGUGGCACAAUCUCGGAUGAAGUGAGAAGAUUCCCUUCCAAUGAGGCAGCGUUAGUGCCAAUGAUAGUUUGGAGGAAAAAUUUGUUACGAGGUAUAUUAGUUUGCUAGGGCUGCUAUAACAAAUACCAC
Molecule: messenger RNA, 3316 nt
Organism: Ceratotherium simum simum (southern white rhinoceros)
Lineage: Eukaryota; Metazoa; Chordata; Mammalia; Perissodactyla; Rhinocerotidae
Product: low-density lipoprotein receptor-related protein 2-like
Biological process (GO): receptor-mediated endocytosis
Cellular component (GO): signaling receptor complex; plasma membrane; apical plasma membrane
Molecular function (GO): protein binding; hormone binding; calcium ion binding
Source: RefSeq, a predicted model, not a curated record